AGGAGAUGACCAUUUUCCUUGGUCGGUUCGUCCGAACUCUGUAGAUUCGGUACCAUCGUUAUCGUCACCCGUCCCACGCGCAUACGCUUCUCUCUCUACUUCUCUCCGAUUAAGCAAACGCCGAAACCAGACCGACACCAACUUUCUCCCCUUCCAAAUUCUGAGAAACUCUCCCAUCUCUCUCUGCGAUCCAAUCGGUCCGUCGGAGCCCUCAACAGCCAUGGUGCACCCGGGACCGUCGCCGCCGAACCCGCAGCUGACGCAGCAGUUCCUGAGCUCCGUCCUCUCGCAGCGGGGGCCGUCGUCGCUGCCCUACGCGGAGGACACCAAGUGGCUGAUCCGCCAGCACCUCCUCGCCCUCGCCACCGCCUACCCUUCCCUCGAUCCCAAGACGGCCUCCUUCACCCACAACGACGGCCGCACCGUCAACCUCCUCCAGGCCGACGGCACCAUCCCCAUGCCCUUCCAGGGCGUGACCUACAACAUCCCCGUCGUCAUUUGGCUCAUGGAGUCCUACCCUCGCCACCCGCCCUGCGUAUACGUCAACCCCACGCGCGACAUGGUCAUCAAGCGCCCCCACCCUCACGUUAACCCCUCCGGCCUCGUCUCCGCCCCUUACCUCCACAAUUGGGUCUACCCCAGCUCCAACCUCGUCGACCUCGUCCGCAAUUUGAGCCUCAUCUUUGCCCGCGAUCCCCCGCUCUACGCCCAGCGCCGCCUCACCACGCCUACUCCACCGAGCCCUAGCCCUAGCCCUGGGCAAGGGUUCGGCCUCACGCCGACCCUGAAUUCGAGCCCAGGUUCGGGUAAUUAUGCGCCGAGGCCUGCGAUCCCGCCCCGUGCUUACCCGCCUUCGCCGUAUGGCGCAGUCCCCACGGGUGGGGCAUCGCAGCGGAUCCAGACGGAGGACCCAAGUGAGGUUUAUAAGAGGAAUGUGGUGAAUAAACUUAUUGAGACGGUGCAUGGGGACAUGGCAGCACUGAGGAAGGCGCGGGAGGGAGAGAUGGAAGGUUUGUUCAAUGCCCAGGCGGUUCUGAGGCAGAGGGACGAGGUAUUGAGCCGGGGAGUGAAGGAGAUGCAGGAUGAGAAGGAGGCCUUGGAGCAGCAAUUGCAGAUGGUGUUGAUGAACAGCGAUGUGCUUGAGGCAUGGCUGAGGGAGAAUGCAGGCAAGAAGCCGGGGAGCUUGGAGGCCGAGGAUGCAUUUGAGUGCACUGACGCACUCUCGAAGCAAAUGCUCGACUGCACAGCUGCGGAUUUGGCAAUCGAAGACGUGAUUUACUCGAUGGACAAGGCAGCGCAGGAAGGUGCUAUCCCAUUCGAUCAGUACUUGAGGACUGUGAGGUUGUUGUCCCGUGAGCAGUUUUUCCACAGGGCGACGGGGAUUAAGGUCCGAGCAGUGCAGAUGCAAGCUCAGGUUGCAAGCAUGGCUGCCAGGGCACCGCAUUAUGUGAGCUGAAAAGGAUCGAUGUACCUAUUGCAUUGCACACGCGAUAUGAUUAUCUACAUUAUGGUUUCUGCAA
Messenger RNA from Rhodamnia argentea, 1520 nucleotides. Its product is annotated as protein ELC-like. Lineage: Eukaryota; Viridiplantae; Streptophyta; Magnoliopsida; Myrtales; Myrtaceae. Gene Ontology annotation, molecular function: ubiquitin binding. Gene Ontology annotation, biological process: protein transport; protein modification process; endosome to lysosome transport. The record is from RefSeq and is a predicted model, not a curated record. Gene Ontology annotation, cellular component: ESCRT I complex.